Molecule: messenger RNA, 639 nt
Organism: Suillus plorans
Lineage: Eukaryota; Fungi; Basidiomycota; Agaricomycetes; Boletales; Suillaceae
Exons: 5
Coding region: 1-639 (212 amino acids)
Molecular function (GO): protein binding
Source: RefSeq, a predicted model, not a curated record
AUGUCAUCACAUUCCCUCGCGAAUCGACUCUCCACCGGUUUCAAGUACCGAGGCAGCAACGGAGGGACCAUGAAAAUCGAGUUUAUACGUAUACAGGUUAUAGGAUGUGUAGUUGCUAACUCAUAUAACAUGUUUAACAUUCAGCAGAACGAAGAUUGGGAUAUCUAUGGCAAAUCGAUACGAAUGCUGCAUCGUCUCGCGCUUACCAUCGUCUCGCGUGCAUUUCGUAUCGAUUACAUUGAUCACACAGAGAAAGUUCGAAGUUCCGCGUGUUUCUUGAAAGUGUUUUUGUCGACGUGCACUGGCAGGGCAUCGUUAUACGUACGCACGAACUUCGACUACAUUAGACCAUACUUGCGUCUGCCAAACGAUUACGACAAGGCUAUUGACCUAUACUCUACGGCGAUUGACCUGAAUUCUACAUUCGAUACCUUAGCAAAUCGCAGUAAGGCAAAGUUGGGGGAAAUGCUAUGGGAGGAUGCGCUCCUCGACAUGCAAAAGGUCACUGGACUCAAUCCGUCGUCUCAUAUUGGAUACCAGUUGACACACACAGUGCUGCGUGGCGCGCAACGCUACGAUGAAGCCAUCGAAGCCUUCACAAUCAUGUUGUCGAAGUUGGACGAUGCUCCCAAAGCUUAG